AUGUCGUCGCGUGAGGGAAGAAGAAGAAGACAAAGAAGAAGUUCUUUCUCGUCGAACGAGGAGGAGGAAGAGGAGAAGAAGAAGAAGACGAGUGAUAUAAAGAACAGGAAAAAGAGCGAUUUGACGCGCUUGGCGGCGGAAACGAGACGACGCAGAGAGGAGUUUUCGCAAAACAGCGUGAGAUGGGCACGGGAAGAAAAAGAGAGAGUUUUGAAAAAGGUGAAGGAACGGAGAGAGGAGAACGAGAGGAAGACGGAACUGUUUUUACCUUGGAGAAGGAAGAGGAGGGAGAUUAUUGAUGGGAGGAAAAGCGCGUGCGAAGUGAAUUUGUUGAACGCGGCGGGUGAGGAGAAGGAGGGAGAAGAAGAAGAAGAGGAGGAAGAUUUUGGUCUCGUCGUUCCCAGGCACUCGGAGCCGAACGUGCGAUACGCGAGGGAGGAAGAAGAGGAGGAGGAGGAGAAGAAGACUGAUGAACAAAAACGAAACUCUGUGUCGAUUUCAUGGUGGUGCACUUUCACGACGAAUGAUACGGAAAGAGAGAAGCGUGAGAAAGCGAUUGAAAAGUUGCGCGAGCGCAGGCGCGGGAUUUUGUCCUCGGUCAAAGCGGAGAAGAAGAACGAGAAGAAGAAGAAGAAGCACAUUUUUGUACAAAACAAAGAAGGUAAAGAAGAAGAAGAAGAAGAAAAACCAAUCGUAUGCGCGUCUUCUCCGAGACAAAAUUUGAAAUCCAAGCGGUUUCGAAUGAAACAGGAAGUUUCCGAAUCGAAAGAUUUUGCCGGUCAAGAGGCGAAGCUUUUAGCCUCCAUCGCGCGGCUGGACGAAGUCGUGAAACGAACAAACGAAAUAAACGGUGGUGCCUUUGCCAAAGAAAAUGAACUACGAAGGAAAGAAGAAGAGCCAAAAAGAGCGCAACCUCCGCAAGAAGAGCACGCUCUGAUGCGUUCCAUCGCGCGCUUAAAUCUUAAACUCGAGUUGACGCAUGAAACCAUUCAAAUCCACGACGAGAAGCUAUUCCGCGAGCUGCUUCAAAUCUCCUAA
Messenger RNA from Bathycoccus prasinos, 1038 nucleotides. RefSeq lists its product with no specific name. Bases 1 to 1038 code for a protein of 345 amino acids. Lineage: Eukaryota; Viridiplantae; Chlorophyta; Mamiellophyceae; Mamiellales; Bathycoccaceae. The record is from RefSeq and is a predicted model, not a curated record. The transcript has a single exon.